Molecule: messenger RNA, 2286 nt
Organism: Spirodela intermedia
Lineage: Eukaryota; Viridiplantae; Streptophyta; Magnoliopsida; Alismatales; Araceae
Source: the annotation of a GenBank genome assembly
AUGGCGAACCAUGACCUGGUUCUUGGGCAGAACCCUGACUUGGCCUUGGGGCAGAACCAUGAGUUGGGCAUGCGGCAGGCCCAUGCCCUCGGCAUUGGACAAGCCCACUCUCUGGGGCUCGGGCAGGGGCAGGACCAUAAGCUCGGGUUAGGCUCUGCACACGACCACGGGCUCGGGCUCGGGCAUCCCCAUGACAGCGAGCUCGUGCUUGGUCACCACCAUCAUCAUCACCACCACCACCACAUCCCCCACGAGCAUGAACAGCAUGCCCAUGACGAAUUGGCCCUCGGGCAGAACCACGAUCCUGAAGUGGAGGAGGAGGAGGACGACGAGGACGACUUCAAUUCGCAGAGCAAUGAGCUGGGGAUAUCUGAGAAUCACGAGUUGACUCUUGCUGAAACCCAUGACCUUGGCGUUGACCAUAAUCUUGACCAUCUCUCAGUUGAGCGGUCGCACGAGCUGGCUCUUCAGCAGGGAAACGAGAUCGGCGAUGACCAACUGAUGGUGCACCCCGUUCUUCAGUCCCGCGCUGUGAUGAUCCACCCAAAACAUGAGCUUCAAGUUGGGCAGGAGUUUUCUGAUGUCAAGAGCUGCCGCAGGGCCAUACGAGAUGCUGCCAUCGCUUGCCAUUUUGAGAUACAGACAGUGAAGUCGGACAAGACGCGCUUCACUGCCAAAUGUGCCGGCGAGGGCUGCCCCUGGCGCAUCCACGCAGCCAAGCUCCCCGGGGUCCCCACCUUCACCAUCAGGACCAUCCAUGAGUCCCAUACUUGCAGUGGGAUCUCGCACCUUGGCCACCAGCAGGCUUCUGUGCAGUGGGUGGCCAAUUCUGUGGAGGAACGGCUUCGAGAAAACCCACACUACAAGCCCAAGGAGAUCCUCGAGGAGAUCCAUAGGGUUCAUGGAAUCACACUGUCCUACAAGCAGGCCUGGAGGGGGAAGGAGAGGAUCAUGGCUGCCGUUCGUGGGUCGUUUGAAGAAGGAUACCGCCUUCUCCCGCAGUACUGCGAGCAGAUCAGGAGAACGAAUCCUGGGAGUAUCGCCAAUGUGUAUGGAAACCAAGAGGACAACUGCUUCCGGCGUCUGUUCAUCUCCUUCUAUGCCUCAAUCUAUGGCUUUGUGAAUGCUUGCCGGCCAUUGAUCGGGCUUGACAGGACACUUCUGAAGAGCAAGUAUCUUGGAACCUUGUUACUGGCCAGUGGGUUUGACGGUGAUGGCUCUCUGUUUCCCCUGGCAUUUGGUGUUGUCGACGAGGAGAACGAGGAGAAUUGGAUCUGGUUCUUGUCGGAGCUGCACAACCUGCUCGAGACGAACACGGAGAACAUGCCGAGGCUCACCAUCCUGUCCGACCGGCAGAAGGGCAUCGUGGAAGGAGUGGACUUCAAUUUCCCCACUGCAUUCCAUGGCUAUUGCAUGCGCCACCUCAGUGAGAAUUUCCGCAAGGAGUUCAACAACACCAUGCUGGUCAACCUCCUGUGGGAGGCAGCGCAGGCAUUGACUGUCAUCGAGUUCGAGUCCAAGAUCCUCGACAUCGAGGGCAUCUCGCAGGACGCUGCAUACUGGAUCCGGCGGAUCCCCCCACGGCUAUGGGCGACGGCCUACUUUGAGGGCACCCGUUUCGGACAUCUGACAGCAAGCAUCGUGGAGUCGCUGAAUCCAUGGCUGCAUGAAGCGUCAGGCCUCCCCAUCAUCCAAAUGAUGGAAACCAUCCGCCGCCAGCUGAUGACUUGGUUCAAUGAGCGGCGAGAAAUCAGCAUGCAGUGGACCUCUCCACUUGUGCCGUCGGCCGAUCGGCACGUCGCCGAGGCCUGCGACCGCGCCCGCAGCUACUCGGUGGUGCGUGCCAACGAGGCCGAAUUCGAGGUUGCCGCUGCCCAUGAGGGCCCCAACAUUGUGGACAUUCGCAACCGGUGCUGCUUGUGCCGCGGCUGGCAGCUCUACGGCCUGCCGUGUGUGCACGCCGUGGCCGCCCUGCAUUCCUGCCGCCAGAAUGUUAGCCGAUUCACCGAGAGCUGCUUCACCGUGACCAAUUACAGGAAGACGUACUCUCAGACGAUCCAUCCGAUCCCCGACAAGAGCCUCUGGAGGGAGUUGACCGAGGGCUCUCAGGGUGGGGAGAGUAAAUUGGAGAUCAUCAUCAACCCACCCAAGUCCCUCCGCCCACCGGGUCGGCCACGGAAGAAGAGGAUCAGGGCGGAGGAUCGUGGCCGAGUGAAGCGGGUUGUCCACUGCAGUCGCUGCAACCAGACUGGCCACUUCAGAACGACCUGUGCUGCGCCCAUCUAA